UAAUAGAUGUAUUGUCAUAUAUAUAUAUAGAUUUACAUGAUUUUUAUAAAAACGUCCAGCUGACAUUUGACAAUCGAUAGUAAUAAUCAUAAGUAGAGUUACCGAGAGUAGAGUAGCGGGUAUAUUUAAUUAACCAAGUCUUCCUUAGUUAAAAAUAACAUCCACAUGAUAUAGCAUACAUCAGUUUAUUAUUGAAAUGUCAGUAAUACAGAGAAACGUCGUCAAGAGAGAAACUGAUCAUCACACCCACUAUUACGUGCAUACACUCGACGUCUAGGUUAUAUUUUGACAGCACAUUUAAGUAUGCUAUUAUUUAUCUGACUAUUUAUUUACCUAUGGUCCAUUUUAUCCACUGGCCUGAUGACAAUAAUAAUAAUAAUAAUAAAUAACUCAUAAAAAAACCGCUGAUACCAGAUAAAUGAAGAAAUGGAUAUAAUAGAUAUCGAAAGUAUUGAAUCAAGUACAAGACCAAUUAAAAAUUCAUCAGUUAAAUGCAACUGUGUAAGUUCAAAUUCUGUAUGUUACAUUGUAGUAACAAUCGCAACUUUAGCGUUUCUGGGUGCCAUCGUCUUUAUAUGCAAAGAUUACAUUGAAAGAUUAUUGUACUGGAUAGAGCACAAAGAUAUAUGGGUGAUAAGCAUUAUUGUAAUAUCACUAUUUACAGUGGUAUCAUUUCCUAUAGUAGUCGGUUAUUUAUUUUUGAUAAUUGCAAGCGGUUAUUUAUUCGGUAUUGUCCGAGGUAUUGCGCUGGUUGUGUUAGGAGCUAAUUUAGGUAUUGCUAUUGCACAUACAACACUCAGUGCAUUAUCAACAAAAUUACCUAUCGGUGCAUUGUUGAGAAGUGAAACUGCACGAGCGAUAUUGAGAGUCAUAUCUGGACCCCAAGCAUUCAGAGUUGUGCUCUUCGCUAGACUUACUCCCAUUCCAUUUGGUCUACAGAACACCAUUUUUGCUGUGAGCAACAUCAGUGGUCUCAGGUAUCACAUCGCAAGUGCUAUUGGUUUGUUGCCGGCGCAAUUGAUUAAUGUUUACCUUGGAAGCAGCUUGCGAUCAAUGCAAGAUGUGCUGCAAGACAAGUCAACUGCUGCUACGGGCUACAUUGUAUUUUGUUUUCAAAUAAUUAUUGGAGUAUCACUGAUGGUCUAUGUAGUGCAGAAAGCGCGCCGAGAACUUCACCUUGCGCUUCUGGAAGCUGAUUUAGCGGCAAUGUCUGAUAACUCACAUUAUCUACAUGACGCAAUACCUGAUUCCAAAGGAUCGCUAUCGUCACUGAUGGCGUAAUCAAUUGAUUAUUGUCAGACAAGUAUGUAAUUGUAAUUAUUAAUGAGAUAUCAGCGAAAGCAAAUAUUGUUAGAGAUUUUCGUGAUAAGAUAAGACUUGAUAUUGCGAGGAAUUUAAAUCAUGACCUAAUUUUAGUUUUUUGUUCAAACGCAUUAACGUAAAAAUCAUAUAUGUAUUUAUGAUCCUGAUAUUAAAAGACCAUUAACAAAUUUCGGAUUUGUUUUUCAACCGAACAAUUACUAAAAAAAAAAAAAGAAAAAAAAUAAGCACAUGUAGAAAAUUUAAAAAACGAUAAGUGAAUUUUUUUUAUCAUUUAUCGUUUUAAAAAGAACACAAAAAUUAUUAAACCUCAGCUUACUUCAGUAUCAUAUAUAUUUAUAUAUUUUACUAGCGUAUAUGCACUUACCGGUGUGCCAAAAUUAUUUAACUAAACUUUUUUUAUUUCGACUACUGAUUUAUUUUUUUAUAAAACCAGUACUGGAUUAUUAAUCUUCCAUUAUACAGUUGUUAUUAAUUUUUUAAAAUUAAUACUUUCAUUUAAAUGUAUCGGGUUUGCAUUUAAAAUUAAAUUGUAUUUUCAUUACUCAGCAUAAUGCAAUUAUUAAUUUUUAACGGUGAUGAGUAGGGACAAGAUUUUUGCCUUAACUUCGAAAUGGAUGGUGUCAAAUUUUGGAAUUACAGUGGAAAUAUUAGCCGUAUAAAAAAAUUUUUCAAAUAAAAGUUGUAGGAAAUUUUAUUUUCCAGAGAAAACGUUUCUUAUGAUUGUUUAAAACGACCAAUAUUUUCACUGUACUUACAAAAUUCAGACUCAUAAUGAAUUAUUCUAAUUUUUGUUAAUUAUGAAAAUCUUAAUUUUAAAAUUACGGUGAAAAUAUUGGUCGUAUAAAAAAAUCAUAAGAGACAUUUUCUCUAGAAAAUAAAAUUUCCUACAACUUUUAUUUAAAAAAAUUUUUUAUACGGCUAAUAUUUCCACUGUAAUUCCAAAAUUUGACACCAUUAAUUAUUAAUUGUUAUUUUUAAAUACAAGCAAAAAUCCUGGUCCUGGUGAUGAGAUAUUAGUUUUUAAUGAUAAUUAAAUUAAUUAAUAAUUACUAUUAAGUGUAAAAAGUAAAUUAAAACAAUUAAAUGUGCACGGUCUUGUGAUUCACAGCGUGUCAUUUAAUUAAUUGUGUUGAUAAAAAAAAAUAUUAAAAUAUCCGAGUAUUUUAAAUAUUAAUAAUUUUAAUCAGUACAUAAAUCAAUCGAUAUUUGAUUAUUAACUCCACUAAAGUCCUCAAUUGUUAAUUUAUUAUAACGAUAUUAAUAAAAUAAAUAAAAUAAUUUUAUAUGUAAACACUUUUACACAAUAGUUAAUAUAUAUUGUGAUUAACUAAAUAAUAAAUUAAAUUUAUUGAGGGUAAUUUUGAUCUGCACGAGUCUUCCCCGUGUCAAUUCAUAAAUAAUUUAAUGUUUGUUAUUAAAAUUAAUUUAAUUAUUCAAAUUUAUGAAUAAACAGAGCCUAUGUAAAGUAUCACAUGAUAAAUAUAAACACUCGUAUUAAUUCAAAUUGACAUACUCAAUUAUUUAAAUCGCAUUGAUAAAAAUAAUCAUCAUAAAAAAAGAAAAAAAAUUUCUCAUUAAUUAUUAUUUAAAUCAAAUCGUAUCGUACGAAUCGAUUCUUAAUGUUUGUAAAGUGAUGGUUUGUACAAAUGUAAAAAAGUAUAUAAAAAUAUAUAUUAUAUAUGUAUAUGUAUAAUAAAAUAAAAUUAAAAAAUUA
Microplitis mediator is the source of this 3037-nucleotide messenger RNA. Its product is annotated as transmembrane protein 64. The transcript has 4 exons. NCBI's taxonomy places the organism in Eukaryota, Metazoa, Arthropoda, Insecta, Hymenoptera, Braconidae. The coding region runs from base 427 to 1281 and encodes 284 amino acids. The record is from RefSeq and is a predicted model, not a curated record.